AUGGCCUCCAAACCCCCUGGCGCCUGCUGUGCCUCUGGCUUCAAACACGAGGGCAACCCCGUCGGUGAGAUCAAGAACGUUGACGGUGUCAACACCUAUGUCACCUACCCCAAGGACAAGAGCACUGACAAGGCGGUCCUCUUCCUGACCGACAUCUUCGGCAUCUUCCCCAACGCUCAGCUUCUCGCCGACGAGUUCGCCAACAAUGGCUAUCUGACAGUCAUCCCCGACCUGUUCCAGGGUGAUCAGAUCUCGGUUGCCGCCAUGGAGUCCGGCAAGGCUGACUUGCCCGCCUGGUUGCCCAACCACCAGCCCAACAAUGUCGACCCCGUCGUUGAGAAGACCGUCAAGUACAUGCGCGAGACUCUCGGCGUCAAGAAGAUCGGUGCCGUUGGCUACUGCUUCGGUGGGAAGUACGUUACUCGCUUCUUGAAGCCCGGCCAGAUUGAUGUCGGUUUCUCCGCUCAUCCCUCGUUCGUCACCCACGAGGAGCUCGGCGCUAUCAAGGGCCCCUUCUCCAUCGCCGCCGCUGAGGUCGACCAGAUCUUCACCACGCAGCUCCGCCACGAGUCCGAGGACACUCUGAUCAAGACCGGCCAGCCAUGGCAGAUCAACCUGUUCAGCGGUGUUUCGCACGGCUUCGCCGUCCGCGCCGACCUGAGCGACCCGAAGCAAAAGUGGGCUAAGGAGCAGGCCUUCUGCCAGGCCGUUGUGUGGUUCAACCAGCACCUGUAA
Penicillium cinerascens is the source of this 735-nucleotide messenger RNA. Its product is annotated as dienelactone hydrolase family protein. Bases 1 to 735 code for a protein of 244 amino acids. Lineage: Eukaryota; Fungi; Ascomycota; Eurotiomycetes; Eurotiales; Aspergillaceae. The record is from RefSeq and is a predicted model, not a curated record. The transcript is spliced from 3 exons. Gene Ontology annotation, molecular function: hydrolase activity.